AGGAAGAAGAUAUUAUCCUAAGACAUAACCUGUGAAGGUAUGAGAAAAUAGUAUUCGCUCAAUAACUGGUUCAACUUUGUUGAUAAAACAUGUAUACAUUAUGUAGAAAAUGUAGUUUUUGUGGUAGUGACAUAAAAACAGCAAGAACACUCUUUAGAAUAAAUUAUUCCAUCGAUAAAGCAACUGAAUUGGAUCAGGGCUAUGUUCCUCAUAAAGUUGAGACACUCGGCCUAGGCUACAACUAUUUCAAACCUCCUCCAAAACACGAGAACAAAUUUUCUUUAGUUCUGCCACCGCCAAAUAUUACCGGAACUUUACAUUUAGGACAUGCACUUACCGCUACUGUGCAAGACGUUUUGGUAAGAUGGAAACAAAUGCAAGGAUUCGAGACAUCGUGGGUGCCGGGCAUUGACCACGCAGGAAUCGCUACACAAGUAGUUGUGGAAAAGCGACUUUGGAAAGAGAGCAGGCAAUCGAGACACGAUAUUGGCAGGGAAGCGUUUCACAAAAAAGUGUGGGAAUGGAAAGAAGAGAAAGCUGAAGUUAUAGGUGAACAACUUCGUCGUUUGAACGUGUCGCUUGACUGGGAAAGAGAAGUUUUCACAAUGGAUGAAAAGCGGUCCGCCGCAGUACAGGAGGCGUUCAUAAAGUUAUUCGAAGCUGGAUUGAUUUACAGGGCUGAUCAACUGGUGAACUGGUCAUGCGUUCUUCAGUCAGCAAUAUCCGACAUCGAAGUUGAACAUCUUUCCAUCAAUGGACCUACCGACAUCCUUGUUCCGGGAUAUGAAACACCAGUCAAGUUCGGAAUCCUCACAAGGUUCGCCUAUAAAGUCCAUGAAAGAGGAGCUGUCAAAAUUACUCCUGGCCACGACCAUGCAGACUUUGAUGCUGGAAAAAGACAUUCUCUGCCUGUUUUGCAGGUGAUUGACGAGAGCGGUCGACUCACUGUAUCUUGCGGACAAUUCCAAGGACUUCGCAGGUUUGAAGCGAGAAAGAUCGUCCUUGCAGAGCUAGGAAGAUUGGGAUUGCUCAGAGGCAGUCACGACCAUCAAAUGAUUCUACCAAUUUGCAGCCGAUCAAAGGACGUCAUUGAAUUGUUGGCCCGACCCCAGUGGUUCAUCAAUUGUUCCGAUAUGGCCGCAAGGGCGUUAGAUGACGUUGAAAAGGGUAGAUUGACAAUAGUGCCAUCGCGAUUCGAGAAGACAUGGCACGGUUGGCUGGAAAACAUACGAGAUUGGUGCAUAUCGAGACAGCUGUGGUGGGGUCACCAGAUUCCGGCCUACUCGUGUCAAGUCCGUAACGAACCGGAGAAAAAGGUGUGGGUGGCCGCGAAAAACCAACAGGAAGCCUGCCGAAAAGCAUCAAGGAAACUUGAUGCCGGAGAAGACGAUGUAGUCGCUACGCAGGAUGAAGACGUGCUGGAUACAUGGUUUUCUUCCGCUCUUCAACCCUUUUCUUCUUUCGGAUGGCCAGAAGCGACUGAAGACCUCUCCAAACACUACCCACUCUCCAUGAUGGAAACCGGCCACGACAUCCUCUUCUUCUGGGUGGCCCGCAUGGUGAUGCUAGGCACGCAGCUGACGGGCAGGCUUCCAUUCGAUAAGGUCCUUCUGCAUGGUAUCGUUUGCGACGCCCACGGCAGGAAGAUGUCGAAGAGCGUGGGGAACGUCGUGGCGCCCGAGGACGUCAUCAGGGGGAUCACUUUGGAGGGUAUGGAGAAAAUAUCGAAGGCCAGUUUCACAGCCGGAGUACUUUCCGAUGACGAGCUCAAUCGAGCUAUUCAGGGACAAAGGAAGAUGUUUCCUGAAGGUAUUCCUGAAUGCGGAUCGGAUGCUCUACGAUUCACGUUGCUGUCGCACAACAUAAAAAAUCACUUCAUAAAUUUCGACGUCACCGAAUGCUACACCAAUAAACUCUUCUGCAACAAAAUUUGGCAGGCGACAAAAUUCACCAGGUUGUGGUUCACCAACGUUUCGAACGAACAGAAACUAUCAGAAGUGCAGGUCAAGCAUCUCGGAUUGAUGGAUAAGUGGAUUCUCAGCAGGCUCACGUUCAUGGUGGAUACUGUGAACCGUGGAUUAGAGAAUUUUGAUUUUUAUGUGGCAACUACAGCUCUGAAGAAUUUUUUGUACUAUGAGUUCUGCGAUGUAUACUUGGAAACGACGAAACGCGGACUGAGAAACGCGAAAGAACCUGGAGCCGUGAGCCACUGCUGGACCCUUUGCACCUCUCUGGAUACUAGCCUCAGGGCAUUGGCCCCCUUCAUGCCCGUUUUGUCGCAUCAUCUGCAUCAUCACUUGCCCGAGUUUCCAGGGCGCGGAAAACGAUUUGAUUUUCCGCAGGAUUUGGACUUUCGGGAAGAAGAAAUCGAAAGAGAUGUUGAAGAAUCUCAGAGAGUCGUAGUCGCUAUCAGAAGACUGAAGAAAAUAUUCAACGUUACUUUCAAGCAUAAACCUUCUGUUACAAUCCUCACGAGUUCUUCUUCAAUGCAUAACUAUUCGGAUGCAAUCCAAGAUCUAGCUGGGUGUCAUUCGCUGACCGUUACCAACGAAUCCAUAACAGCACCAUACACCACCAGCGUGAAGGAUGUUGUAGGAGUUUCUACCAUCCAUCUCCAAGUUCCUGAGGAUGUUCUCAAACACUUGCAAGCUGAUCUGCCGAAAAUGAACAUGAAAAAGGAAAAACUAUUGAAAGAGUUGGAGAAACUGAACGAAAUAGUUUCGGCAGCAUCUUACAAAAUUAACGUUGGUGUUGAAAGACAGGAAGGCAACUCGAAGAAGAUUUCUACUAUUCAGGAAAAGCUUACACGCAUAGAAUAUAUUUUGGACCUGAUUCAGCGGUAGUAAAUUCAUUUUUAUUGUAUAAAUAUACGUAUGAGUGGA
Molecule: messenger RNA, 2882 nt
Organism: Leptinotarsa decemlineata (Colorado potato beetle)
Lineage: Eukaryota; Metazoa; Arthropoda; Insecta; Coleoptera; Chrysomelidae
Product: valine--tRNA ligase
Biological process (GO): valyl-tRNA aminoacylation
Cellular component (GO): cytosol
Molecular function (GO): valine-tRNA ligase activity; aminoacyl-tRNA deacylase activity; ATP binding
Source: RefSeq, a predicted model, not a curated record